Molecule: messenger RNA, 1686 nt
Organism: Aspergillus pseudonomiae
Lineage: Eukaryota; Fungi; Ascomycota; Eurotiomycetes; Eurotiales; Aspergillaceae
Product: major facilitator superfamily domain-containing protein
Exons: 7
Coding region: 1-1686 (561 amino acids)
Biological process (GO): transmembrane transport
Molecular function (GO): transmembrane transporter activity
Source: RefSeq, a predicted model, not a curated record
AUGGCGUUUGGAAUGCUAGAAUGCAAGGAUGGUGAAUCACCUCCUGGAACAGUGCUGAUAACAGCAGUGAUUCUCAGUCAACAGUCAUUCGUGGAAAGUAGCAGCGAUGCUUCCUCUUCCUCGGCGAAGGGCCACCAUCAACGUCGUGGAAUUGUCUUGGUUCCUCAACCUUCAGACUCUCCAAAUGACCCUUUAAAUGAUUUCAUCUUGCUCAUUAUCAGUCUCCUAUCCGCGAUUGUAGGAGCAUAUGGACCCAUGUUAGGGCCUGGGUUUGUCGAAAUCUCUGCUGAGCUUGAUGUGAGCGUGAAUGAAAUAUCACAAGCUACCUCCUACCUGGUGCUGGCGAUCGGGAUUGCUCUUCUGUUCAGCAACCCGCUGGCCAAGUGUUAUGGGAAACGGCCUGUGUAUCUAGUCUCUGGGCUAUUGCUCUUCGCAUCAAGCAUCGGGGCUGCCCUGACACAUGACUAUAACUCGUUCCUUGCCUGCCGGCUGGUGGGAGGCUUGGGAAUGGGUCCAUUUGAGGUUCUUGUGCAAUGUACGAUAGGAGACUUGUAUUUCGUACAUGAACGCGCCUCACGCAUAGCUUUCUGGAACCUGUUCCUGGUGAGCGGGAUCUCAGCAGGCCCGAUUGUGAGUGCGUAUAUUAUCCAGUAUGCCGGGUAUCGCUGGACGUUUGGCGUAUGCGCCAUUUUUUACGGCGUCCUGACCAUCGCUCUCUUCUUUCUUGCCCCGGAAACUGCAUAUAUCCGCGUGGUUAGCCCUCCUCACUCCUCGAAUGAGGCCUCGAGUAUGGAGCAGCAGGACACGUAUGCCGUGUCAGGCAAGGACGCCCCUCAGGCGGGCUCUGAGAGGCUACACGAUAUUGAAAAGGAACCCGAAGGUCAACAUGAUCCACCGGAGACAAGCCACUCUCCGCGAAUCACGCAGCGAAAGGAUUCCUAUUGGAGGUCCCUCCGAGUGUACACGGGCAGAUACUCUAAUGCCUCACUCGUGAAGGUCAUUAGCCGUCCGUUUAUCUUGUUUCUCUAUCCUGGCAUCCUUUGGGCAUUCCUAACCUGGGGUACAACAAUCACGUUCACCAUUGCUUUUAGCUACGUCAACGGGGUGAUUUUCAACGAAUCUCCAUACAACUUUACCACUUCACAGAUUGGCCUCAUCAACAUUUCACCAUUAGUCCUCAGCGUUGUGUCCGAGAUCAUCUCGGGGCCCCUGUGCGAUAGAAUCUGUUUGUACCUGACGAAGAGAAACAAUGGGUACUACGAACCCGAAUUUCGGCUGGUCCUGAUGCUUGUGGGUUUCGUCCUUGGUGUAGCUGGGUUCUAUGGGUUUGGGGCUACUGUGCACUACAAGACACAUUGGACGGGGCCCGUUAUCACAUACGGGCUGGUCAAUGCCUCCCUCGCAUUUUGCUCGACAUGUGUCUUCGGAUACAUCAUUGACGCCUACACUGCCCUGGGUGAGGAGGCCUUCGUGGCCGUCAACUCUCGUAACUUCCUCAGUUUCGGAAUCCUCUAUGUGAUCAAUGAAUGGCUCGCACAAGACGGAACACUAAAAGUGUUUGUCGUCCUAGGCAGCCUUUUUAUCUUCACCAGUCUUCUCACCAUACCAAUUUGGGUCUUCGGAAAGAGAUUCAGGGCAAGGAUUGACAAGAUUGUCUGGUUGAAGAACUACAUGCGGGACUCUUAA